AUGGAGUAUGUACUACGAAGGCGUGUGCUGCAGCGCGGCUCGGGACAUCUUGAGGACCGGGUCCAAUGGCCGAUCAAUACCAGAGGGUAUUAUCUUUGGAUGGCGAAAUAUGGUGUAACACAGCCUUACGACGUUAUGUCCCUCGCGUACUUUUCCUCCAAGAACAGGGACAUCAAGACCGAAGGCGGCUCCGACUACGCCAACCAGUGGACCGAAAAGGUCGCUGAAUGGAUCCGAGAGUACAACCGGCUCUGCCGUCCUUGGAUGAACCACCCAUCCUUCCGCUCGUCUGACCCUUCCUUACUCUGUCGCCGCUGGGUUUAA
Messenger RNA from Cryptococcus wingfieldii CBS 7118, 324 nucleotides. RefSeq lists its product as hypothetical. The coding region runs from base 1 to 324 and encodes 107 amino acids. The record is from RefSeq and is a predicted model, not a curated record. The transcript has 2 exons. Lineage: Eukaryota; Fungi; Basidiomycota; Tremellomycetes; Tremellales; Cryptococcaceae.